Messenger RNA from Epinephelus lanceolatus (giant grouper), 2506 nucleotides. It is a transcript of the gene cln5, whose product is annotated as CLN5 lysosomal BMP synthase. Gene Ontology annotation, biological process: lysosome organization. Lineage: Eukaryota; Metazoa; Chordata; Actinopteri; Perciformes; Serranidae. Gene Ontology annotation, cellular component: lysosomal membrane; lysosome. Gene Ontology annotation, molecular function: hydrolase activity, acting on glycosyl bonds. The record is from RefSeq and is a predicted model, not a curated record.
AUGAGGAAGUCCGUGCAGAGGGAUCGUGGGAGCGCUUUCUGGCUGAGACGCUAACUUCUUCUUUCCUCUGUCAGUUUUUGGGGCUCUAACAUGACUCACUCGGAGGCUGCUGUGUGUUUAAACCUGCUGCUGCUGUUUCUACGUGUUCUUGCUGAGUUCAGUCAUAAUGGACAGCAGCAGUGGCCCGUUCCCUACAGACGGUUUGAUCGUCGCCCUGAUGUGGACUCUUACUGUGAAGCCCUCUACCCGUUCUGUCCCACUGGAGACAGAGAUGGACGGAUCCCCUUGAUGAGAGACAGCGAUGUCAUCUCAGUUUAUCGACUGCAAACACCCGUGUGGGAAUUCAAGUAUGGAGAUCUGCUGGGGAAAAUUCACAUCAUGCACGAUGCCAUCGGGUUCAGCAGCUCAGGAACUGGGGCCAACUUCACUGUGGAGUGGUACGAGUUGUUUCAGCUGGGGAACUGCACCUUCCCUCACCUUAGACCUGACAUGUACGCACCUUUCUGGUGCAACCAGGGAGCUGCCUGCUUCUUUGAAGGCAUCGAUGACUUACACUGGUCCCAAAAUGGCACCUUGGAGAAAAUAGGAGAACUCACAGGAAACCAGUUCAACGACGUGGCCCAGUGGAUCCAGGACGACAACGAGACCGGGAUCUACUAUGAGACGUGGACUGUGCUCUCCGACCCCGGCCCCAACGCCACAGUGUGGUUCGAGUCUUACGACUGCUCCCAGUUCGUCCACCGCACAUUCAGGAAGCUGACCGAGCUGGGAGCCAAGCUGUCUAGCAGGUCACAAACCAACUACACCAAGCUUUACCUGUACAGCGGAGAGCCCACCUACCUCGGUAACGACAGCGCCAUCUUCGGACAGCCCGCCCUGAAGAAUCUGGCCGUGGACAUCCGUAAAUUUUACCACACGUUCAGACCGCACCAGUCGUUCACAGAGGCGGUCAUCAGUCUGCUGGAGGCGUAUGAGAAGGUGGUGUUGGACAAGAGCUUCUACCUCUACUACAACUUUGAGUACUGGCAUCUGCCCAUGAAGCCUCCAUAUGUGCGCGUUACAUAUGAAGAGGUGCCUUUACCAUAACAUAAAUAAUUAAUAAUGUUUUUGUUUAUUAAGCCAAAACCAAAGAUUUUAACAACAAGAAGCAAAGACAAACAUCAGAAGUGCACAUUUCAGAAUUUAAAACAGUGACUGAGAAGUUAUUUUUGCUUCAUGAAUGACCUUAACAAAUUAUUAAUCCAGCUUUUUUCAACCAUUUAAUGCGCAUAAAACAUUUUUUAUUUUAAAUUGUGCUGUUUACAUCCAUUUGUCAGCUUGCAGUCCUCCUCUUCCCUCCCUCUGUUGGUGCACUGCUGCAUUUGAAAGUCAAAUCUUGAGCCAACAUGUACGAGAAGUCCACUAUAUGGACCCUGUGGUGAGAUUAUUUCUAUUUAUUGAACAAAAUAGUGCUUGACAAAUUUUCAGUCAAUGCUAUAACUAAUUAAUUGACUACUCUUUUUCUCUGUAAGGAAUUUGAUCAGUCUGUAUCGACAUAGCGGGAAAUGUGUGCAAAGUUUAUUCUCUACAGAGGUUUUCACUGGAGUUGGAUUGCUAGGCAACAGCUUGAAUCCAUGUUUACUUCCUGUCAGAUGAUGUCAUUCACAAACACAGCAAAACAUUCCCACAGGAAAUACAAAGAGACCCAUUUACCAGGUUUACGAUGUCAAGUUUGGCAGGGUCUAUGUGCAUGAGAUGGGAUGAGAUGUGUUGUAAGUUUUUCUGUACCAGUUGAAGAGGUCAGAUGUUUUCCCAGCUUGUGCAGGUACUUUAAUACUGUAAACUACUCAGGUGCUGGAAGAAAAGGGAUUCUUUUAACACAAAAGAGAAAAGAAAAUACUUACUUUAUGAAUUUUUCCAUCUAUAGAAACAAACUACUCACAGUUUACAGUAGUGAAAUAAUUAUUCCCUCCAUCAUGACAACUAAAGGACAGAAAACUACAUCAGAAGUUUUUCUGGAUCUGUCUUGAGUAUUAUGAAUAUCGUAACUAUCCCAUGUCAUACUCUUAAACUAUUGCAAGUUGGGCACUUCCCAGGAGAGGUUCUGAGAUGUUUGAUAAAUACAAACACAAAGUAUUGCAAAUGCACAGGAAGUGACGCUCAUCAAUGUGACUCCAACAAGGACUGUAUGUUCUGCAUUUCUAAUAGUGGUGUUUUCAGAUUUGUUUUUACGCUUUAACUUCAAAUGUAAGCACUAAAGAUACUUUUUGAUUAGGAUUUUGCACUGAUGUGUCACAUUAAUAUAGUGUCACUUAAUCAGCUCAUCAGGUGUGGCCUUAAUGUUUAACAUUCAGAUUUGUUCAGGUUAAUUGUAUGUAUAGAUUUUUUUUCCCACUGUUAAAUAUGUCAACUUGGUUUUCAAUUUUUUUUAAUUGCAUAAUAUUUCACAGAGCCUACUUGUGCAUGUUAUUUAAUAACUGUAAUGUCUGGAGUGUUUAGAAAACAAUAAAAUGACAUGCAAAGUUUA